UCUCUCUCUCUCUCUCUCUCUCUCAUUUUAAUUUCUAGAAGCCCUCCCCUCCCUCCAUCCGAAAGCUUCAUGAGUAUUCAACAUAUAGCAACCAUGCUUUAGUUAUGGAUUUUUUCUAUAUCAUCUUCAACUUUUUAGCUACUAGUCUCAUACUAAUCACCAUAGCCUUUUCACUUCUCAUCCUCAAAAUCUUCAUCGGAAAGUCAAUCAGAAACCCAAAAUACUCUCCUGUUGUCGGAACUGUAUUUGGUCAACUCUUCUACUUCAAUACCCUCCAUGACUACCUAGCUGAUAUUGCCCGGAAACACCAAACUUUCCGGCUUCUUGCCCCUGAUCAAAGCGAGUUAUACACAACCGACGUUAGAAACAUCGAAUACAUACUUAAAACCAAUUUCGACAACUACACAAAAGGCCAGUAUAAUAAGGACAUAAUUACAGACUUGUUUGGCCAUGGGAUCUUCGCUGUUGAUGGCGUUAGGUGGAAGCAGCAGAGGAAGCUUGCAAGUUUCGAGUUCUCGACUAGGAUUUUAAGAGACUUCAGUUGUGCCGUUUUCAGAACCAACGCAUCAAAACUAGUCAGGAUCGUUUCUCAGUUUGCCAUGGUCAACGAAGUCUUUGAUAUACACAAUUUGCUGAUGAGAAGUGGCUUGGAUUCCAUUUUCAAAGUUGGGUUCGGAGUGGAUCUGGAUUGCCUAGAAGGAUCUAAUGAAGAAGGGAACUCAUUUAUCGAUGCGUUUGAUGAUUCAAAUGCUUUGACUUACUGGCGUUACGUAGAUCCCUUAUGGAAACUUAAGCGUUUUCUUAAUAUCGGGUGUGAAGCUUCUCUUAAGAAGAACAUCAAAUUGAUCAAUGAUUUCGUUCUCAAGUUGAUCAGCAGAAGACGAGAACAACUACAAACACAGAAACACCAUAAUCACAAGGAGGACAUACUUUCAAGAUUUUUGAUCGAAAGUGAGAAGGAUUCAGACAUGGAUGAUCGAUAUCUCAUGGAUAUAAUCCUAAAUUUCAUCCUAGCUGGAAAAGAUUCUAGUGCGAAUACACUUUCUUGGUUUUUCUACAUGCUUUGCAAGAAUCCAGCAAUACAGGAUAAAGUUGUAUCAGAAAUAGAAGAACAUAUCGGGUAUCAAUUAGAAAAUGGGGAUAAUGUUGAAGAUUUUGUGGAGCGGAUUAACGAUGAAAUACUUGAGAAAAUGCAUUAUCUCCAUGCGGCUUUGUCCGAAACCUUGAGGCUAUACCCUGGAGUGCCCGUGGAUGGAAGAGUUGCAGAAUCAGAUGACAUUCUUCCUGAUGGUUAUGAGUUGAAAAAAGGCGAUGGUGUGUACUAUAUAUCGUAUGCAAUGGGAAGAAUGCCUUACAUUUGGGGAGAUGAUGCUGAAGAUUUCAAGCCCGAAAGAUGGCUUAAUGAUAAUGGCAUUUUCCAACCACAAUCUCCUUUCAAAUUCGUUGCAUUUCAUGCUGGUCCUAGAAUUUGUUUAGGGAGGGAUUUCUCUUAUCGUCAAAUGAAAAUAAUGUCGAUUGCUCUUAUUCGGCCUUCAUCUCGUCGCACUUCCAAGAACAUAAUGAGUACCAAAUGCCAUCGGCAUCCUUGGCAAAGAUUGUCGGCAACAAACAACACCCCUUGAUACCAUAUGUUGUCGGCGGCAUUGUGCCAACGGCAAGAAUGUGCCGAUAGUCUCUCUCUCUCUCUCUCAAUUACAUUUUUUUAAAUUAAAAAAAAAGUUGGAUGGUAUGGAUGACAUCACAUCCUACUCAUAGACAAAAAAUGAUAAGAGUUGUAAAAUCCUAUGUGGCGCCUAUAUGUCACCAGAGGCAACAAACGGCAACAUACUUUUUAGCAGCUCAUAUAUUUGAUAUUGACAUGAUCUCUUUCAAUCCAAGUGUUUAAGGGUUAAGUGUAAUGGCAUAACACAAACAUUAGAGUUAGGGAUGAAGCCAAAACAUAUAAACAAAAAUAUGUAUAAAUAGUUAAUUUUGGCCGUGGUAUAUCGUAUAACAAAACUUUAUGCUUUUUGUAUAUUAAGGGUCUGUUUGGUUCGCAGAAUGUUGCUGAAGGAAUUGCAUUUGGAAUUGGGAAAUGAAUAUGUUAGGAAUUUGAAUCCAAUUCCAUAUCCUGUUUGUUUGGCAGGAAAUGGAAUUGGAAUUAAUUUCAGAUUCUAUUUGGUUCGCAGGAAUUAGAAUUGAAAUCCAUAUAUAAUGACAAAAUUGCC
Lactuca virosa is the source of this 2207-nucleotide messenger RNA. The record is from the annotation of a GenBank genome assembly. NCBI's taxonomy places the organism in Eukaryota, Viridiplantae, Streptophyta, Magnoliopsida, Asterales, Asteraceae.